AUGGUAGUGGGCGGCCUGGCAUGUCUCUCGUCUCUCCUUGUGCAGUUGUACGCAAAUAACGAACUAGAAUCUACCAAUUUUAUAAAGAUCACACUGUCUACAGUCGGGAAGUUUGGCAUCGCUGCAAGCUAUAACAUCAUAUUUAUUUGGGGUGUUGAAAUAUUCCCCACGGUCCUCCGGAACUUCAGCCUCGGUCUGGCUUUAGUGUCUGCCAGUCUUGGGACCAUGCUAUCUCCUGUCAUCGUGAGAGAAAUUCAAGUGGAGAGUAUUGGCAAGGAUACCUUGCCGCUUGUGAUAUUUGGAGCCGCGGCCAUAUUUGCAACAAUGUGCACCAUCCCUUUGCCGGAGACAGCAAACAGAGAUCUACCCGAAACCGUAGAAGACGCAAACAGUUUCAGCCCCCGCCAACGCAGUUCCACUGCCUAUCAAAACGGGAAUCAGUCACAGGUUCAAAGCAUUAUUAUGGAGAAUACUGCCUUGUAAUGAAAGGGCUGUCGAUAGACACGAACAAGAAGAAUUGUAGUUCAGUGCUACAAAAAAGGCGAUUCUUCUUUUAUCCACCCAGUAAGUGCUACUAGUGUGAUGACAACGACCAUCAAUUGCGUUAGAGAAUCUUGGAUUUGGACCGUCUUGAAUGACGUGCCAUCUAGGGACCUUAUUAGCACAAAGGCCUUCUUGGGUCUAUAUUUAAUAUUGACGCGACGCAGGUUCAAAAUGCAUAUUUGGAAAACAGUU
Molecule: messenger RNA, 735 nt
Organism: Lingula anatina
Lineage: Eukaryota; Metazoa; Brachiopoda; Lingulata; Lingulida; Lingulidae
Product: organic cation transporter protein
Biological process (GO): transmembrane transport
Cellular component (GO): membrane
Molecular function (GO): transmembrane transporter activity
Source: RefSeq, a predicted model, not a curated record